CGCAGUCUCCACCAUCAGCCCGACCAACUUCAGUGUGAGCUGCUGGGGCAGAGCAGACGCCUGUGCGUAUGGAAGCGAGCCACCCAGUCGGUUUAUACCAGUGUCCGUGGUUCGCGAAAUGAAUGACAUUUUGGGAUGCAUGUAUUUGUCUUUCUGCAGCAGAGAGACUGAAAAUGACCGUUAGUCCAGCGAUAUGAAUGAGAAACGACUAUGUUACAUUGACAGCCUGGUUUGCUAUGGUGAUACAAAGCUAACUCCAAGCUAGCAAAGGGAUUGUUUUGGGAUAUAUUUUUUUUGAUAUUAUCCGCUGACACAUGAAGUAGACGAAUUUCAUGAUUUUUUUUAUCAAGCUGGAAAACAACGGGGAAUGUCUAACCAAGGAGUUAGGAGAAAUGGCCCAGUAAAGCUGCGGUUGACAGUCCUGUGUGCAAAGAACCUGGCAAAGAAAGACUUCUUCCGGUUGCCAGAUCCCUUCGCCAAAGUGGUAGUGGACGGUUCAGGACAAUGCCACUCCACAGAUACUGUGAGAAAUACGCUGGACCCAAAGUGGAAUCAACAUUAUGACCUAUACAUUGGAAAAGCAGACUCGAUCACUAUCAGUGUAUGGAAUCACAAGAAGAUCCACAAAAAGCAGGGUGCAGGUUUUCUGGGCUGUGUCCGCCUCCUGUCCAAUGCCAUCAACAGACUGAAAGAUACUGGUUAUCAGAGGCUGGACCUGAAUAAACUAGGACCCAAUGACAAUGAUACUGUGAGGGGACAGAUAGUAGUAAGUCUCCAGUCCAGAGACCGCAUUGGGACAGGAGGGCCCGUGGUGGACUGCAGUCGCCUGUUCGACAAUGAUUUACCUGAUGGCUGGGAGGAGAGAAGGACAGCUUCUGGAAGGAUACAGUAUCUGAACCAUAUUACACGUACCACACAAUGGGAGAGACCUACCAGACCAGCAUCAGAGUACUCCAGCCCAUCAGGGAGACCGUUGAGCUGUGUGGUGGAUGAGAACACACCAGUGAUGACACCUGUUAAUGGGGCAGAGGCCAGCGGCCCACCAGGGGAACAGCGCAUCCAGGAGAGACGGGUUCGGUCUCAGAGGCAUCGAAAUUACAUGAGUCGAACACACCUGCAUUCACCACCGGACCUGCCUGAGGGAUAUGAGCAAAGAACAACUCAACAGGGGCAAGUCUACUUCCUCCACACACAGACCGGAGUCAGCACUUGGCAUGACCCACGGGUUCCCAGGGACUUAAGCAAUGUGAAUUGCGAGGAGCUUGGACCACUGCCACCAGGCUGGGAGAUCAGAAACACAGCCACUGGCCGUGUCUACUUUGUCGACCAUAACAAUCGAACAACACAGUUCACAGACCCACGUUUGUCUGCAAAUCUCCAUCUAGUGCUCAACAGCCCAAGUCCAAAUGGCUCCCGUGUGGCUUUGGACAGCCAAAACACUAACCUCAGUCAUCCCGCUCAGUUGAAAGACCAGCCUGUUCCUGCAGGACCUCCACAAGCUCUGUCGCCAGCUCAGUUACCUGAAGAGGCGGAGUGCCUGACCGUCCCCAAAUACAAGAGAGACCUGGUGCAGAAGCUGAAGAUCCUGCGGCAGGAGCUUUCCCAGCAACAACCCCAGGCUGGCCACUGCCGCAUCGAGGUCUGCCGGGAGGAGAUCUUUGAGGAGUCAUACCGACAAGUGAUGAAGAUGCGUCCAAAGGACCUCUGGAAAAGACUGAUGAUCAAAUUCAGAGGAGAGGAGGGACUGGAUUAUGGUGGAGUAGCGAGGGAAUGGUUAUACCUGCUCUCCCACGAGAUGCUCAACCCUUACUAUGGCCUUUUCCAGUACUCCAGAGAUGACAUCUACACGCUGCAGAUUAACCCUGACUCGGCUGUCAAUCCAGAGCACCUGUCGUACUUCCACUUUGUGGGCCGUAUCAUGGGCAUGGCCGUGUUCCAUGGCCACUACAUUGACGGAGGCUUCACUCUGCCCUUCUACAAACAGCUGCUAGGGAAGCCCAUUACUCUGGAUGAUAUGGAGUCUGUUGACCCCGACCUCCACAACAGCCUCGUCUGGAUUCUGGAUAAUGACACCACUGGUGUGCUGGAUCACACUUUCUGUGUGGAGCACAAUGCCUAUGGGGAAAUCAUCCAAUAUGAACUCAAGCCAAACGGCAAAAGCAUCCCUGUCACAGAAGACACCAAGAAGGAGUAUGUCAGGUUGUAUGUGAACUGGCGCUUCCUGCAUGGUAUUGAGGCUCAGUUUUUGGCCCUGCAGAAAGGCUUCAAUGAAGUUAUCCCUCAACAUCUGCUCAAAUCCUUUGAUGAGAAGGAACUGGAGCUGAUAGUGUGUGGCCUGGGAAAAAUAGACAUCUCAGACUGGAAGUCCAACACCCGCCUGAAGCAUUGCACGCCAGACAGCAACAUAGUCAAGUGGUUUUGGAAAGCUGUGGAGUCGUUUGACGAGGAGAGGCGAGCCCGACUGCUGCAGUUUGUCACCGGCUCAUCCAGAGUCCCGCUGCAGGGCUUCAAGGCAUUACAGGGUGCUGCAGGGCCCAGGCUCUUUACCAUCCAUCAAAUCGAUGCCAACACAAACAAUCUGCCCAAAGCGCAUACAUGCUUUAAUCGGAUUGACAUUCCACCGUAUGAGUCCUAUGACAAGCUGUACGACAAGCUGCUAACUGCAAUUGAGGAAACCUGUGGCUUUGCUGUGGAAUAAGAGCUGUAUUGGAGCGCGCGCGCGUGUGUGUGGGUGAACGUGGGUGACUAUUUUCAGGACAGAUUAGACUGACUAUUACUGUCACAGCGACGUGCUCAUGGGCUCCUUCGGGGCCUGCGCCGUAGACCAGCCUGCAGUCUUCCUUUUCUCUUACCACUAUCUUCCCUGUUUGAACAGCUGCUAGAGUCAACCAUCUUAUUGUUUUGUUUGUGCAUGUUUGUGCGUCGUUACAGUAACAUCCGCUGUUUAAAAGCUGCAGCAUUUUCAGCAGUUCUCUUUUGUAUUAUCAACUGUGAAAAGACCUGUACUACCUGGUCAGCUCACGCUAAAUCUACCCCAAUCAGGAAGCAGAUCAUCAGCAUACAGCUCAGUAUCCUACAAAAGUGUUCUUCUGAUUUAGUUUUUCGAUUUAAAUUAACUUGUCAUGCUACUGAAUCUUGAACGUUGCAGGUAGCCAUAUCUUGCCCUGAGUCCGUACUGAUGCAGAGUUGCUGUACCCCACCUAGUAGGAUUGCCACAGAUUCAUCCUGCUCUAUUGAAAAGGUUUCAUAUUUUAAGUGUUUUUUUAUUCCUAUGUUGCAUCUUUUGGACACAGUAACCUCAUCAGCAGUUAUUUCUCACAUGUACAGUAAGCCCACAGAAUUUGAGUGGUGGUGUUUGAGUCAUCGUUAUUACACGGGGGUAGACUCUGGUCAACAGGAAGGCAUAAUUAUUAUUUUUCUUGAAUCACUGCACAAGGUGGCCAAAGCUCAUGUACAUGCGUUUCUACACGUGUAUGCAAGUGUGUUCUUAUGCAAGAGAGGUCCACAUUUUUAGAGAUCACUUCCUCCUCAGCUUUGACAUAACAGGAUCCUAUAUAUGCUGCUGAAAACGGGUUCUUUCUCAUUGUCUUUAUCUCUUGUUCAUACAUUUGUCUCCAACAGUCACAAAUAAGCACUUCGGUAUGUGAAACUGUCAAAGCAUAUGUGAAAUGGGCAAAACUAUCCCUGGGACCAGGCUUUAUAAGGAGCCUCUCAAGACAGACACUUGUUUGAAAUCACAUCACUUUAAAAAGAUCUUUUUCUUUCUUUCUUCUGUUACUUUAGUGCACUUUACAAACUGAGCAGUGACAGGAUUCUUCUUUGUUCUAUUAAAGUGCAUCAUGUUUUAUUUGCUAUACCGCAUUAGAAGUAUGUACACACCUGCAAUGUUUAAUUAUAUAUGUACAAAUACAUAGCUAUUUUGUAUAUUGUUGCUUGUUCUUUCUGUUCAGUUUAAAUGCAAACAUGUUGGAGUCUGUCAUUCUCAGGUGAGGUUGUGCGUGUUUUGUUUUUAAACAUUUAUUAGGCCGGUAUAUGAGAAGGGGUAAAACUGGUUCAAUAGAAAUGUUUCACAUUCCUUUAGAGGGUGACUUUAAAUCCAUCAUAAGACUUUAAAUCAUACCAGUUUGAAGUGAUGGUUUCAUUUUAGUCAAGCACUUUCACUCUUUAACACACACACACACACACACACACACACACACACACACACACACACACACACACACACACACACACACACACACACACACACACACACACAGACCUUCAAGAUUGAAAGCAAGGGAAUGAAUGCUGUUGGUAGCGCUAUGUCUUCUGAGCUGCAAACAAGGGCAACUAGCUGCUGCCAAACUCCUGAGUGUUUGACAAUGCGAAUGUUGAACCAUAGAAAUGCAACAGUGAGAAGCACCACCUGAGCCUUGUCCUACAAAAACCCUCUUAAUGAUUGAACGGAUGCUCGAGGAAUAAGUAUUACUAUUUGAAUUAGAAUAUCCUGCUAAAUGUUGCUGCGUUCAUCAUGAACCAAACCUCAAAAAGAAAACAGACAAAAUUCAGUACAGUUACAGGGCAAAAGAACUGCAUCACACGUUUUGCACACAUUAUGCAUACUUGGGCUCCAAGUUAUAAUCAAACACUUCCUUCUAUUUACCAAAUAGUUAUGUAUGAAACUGUGUGUGUGUGUGUAUGCAUGUGUGUAUACUGUAUAUGUGUGUAUGCGCACACACUGUCUUCACAUGCACACAUUUUUCAGCACACAAAUUGUUAUUUCUUUCUUAGUGUUGGUAUAAUAUUGUUUUGGUUGGUUUAGUCAAAGUGCAGUUGUGGGUGUUACAAGUGGAAAUCAGACUUUCCCAGUAAAUAGGGCAGAAGGGCCGGAUGGAUAUUUUUUAAAGUUGUACUCAUUGUGACGUGCUCAACAGAUUUUUAUCUAAUUUUAAUGGAUCAAAUUAAUUUACUUGAGGAAAAAGGUUCAGUGUUGUAAUAUUGGAUCAAUUGCUCCCCCAGUUUUAUAUACACAUUUUCAAUUUAUUGUGUGUGUGUAAAUAAUCUUUGAUUGAAUUUAGUACAAAACAGAUUUUUAAAAGAUUUCUUUUUCACUGCACCAUCUUUUAUUACUUUUGAAUCCUUGUUUCUGUAUUUAUUAUUACAAUAAACGUGUUAAUAGUUUUCCACACCAGCUACUCUGAGCUUGUAACUGACACCUGUACAUAUGGACAAUAAAAAAGCAAAGUAAUAAACUUCUUGUAUCCUUGCAGAAAGCUGAGCAAUAAAAUAAUGCUCACAGCAUUAUAUUUUAUAGAA
This is a messenger RNA of Betta splendens (Siamese fighting fish), 5298 nucleotides long. Its product is annotated as E3 ubiquitin-protein ligase SMURF2-like. Gene Ontology annotation, molecular function: protein binding; ubiquitin protein ligase activity. The coding region runs from base 368 to 2698 and encodes 776 amino acids. The record is from RefSeq and is a predicted model, not a curated record. NCBI's taxonomy places the organism in Eukaryota, Metazoa, Chordata, Actinopteri, Anabantiformes, Osphronemidae. The transcript has 20 exons. Gene Ontology annotation, biological process: ubiquitin-dependent protein catabolic process; negative regulation of BMP signaling pathway.